AUGGCCGAGCCGAUUUCAAGCAUAAUUACCAUCGCACUGCUUGGGGUCGCUGUCGUCAAAGAAUGCAAAACCUAUAUUGGCGCGGUGCGGGAAAUAGACCAAUCAGUCGACCGGCUUGCCGACAAAGUUACAGACUUGCAUGAAGUGGUCUGUUUUCUCAACUCAACAUAUCAGCAAGCCGAGCCUGAUGGUGCUAGUGAAGCGUCACUUCGUGUACGUGGGAAGAUCACGCAAUGUCGCAAACGUUUUCGAGAUAUCAAGCCCAGGAUAUCAGAACUAAAAGCUCUCAGCACGGAGACCUUAGCCGACAAGAUCUCCCUGAAACUUAAGAUGGACGCAGUAGCUAAAGAUAUCGAGGCUGCCAUCGAUGAUAUACGGCAAUACCUGACGGACCUUGGUCUAAUCACUGGAGCUUGGUCGCAUCUUGAGUUAACCCAUAUGCGCCGCGCUUCGGAAUCUAUGGCAGCACAGCCACCUAUAAUUCAAGGCAGAAACGAGCGUCAACCCACUCAAGAAAAUCUCAGCGCACUUGAGAGAUGGCUCUCAAAUACGGAUACUAUUUUAGAGCCAACAAACAUCCGUAGAGACUCAACCACGACCUCACGCUCGCGUCCCUCCGUCUCCUCCUCGUCUUCGAAAGCUCUUCUGGUUCAAUCCGACGAUGACGAAAGCCUUCUCUCAGCCCAAACACCCGCCACCUCAAAUCCAAGCGAAGAUUGGAGGGACUUCCACAAAACAGUGUUGCGAUGCAAAGACGAUUCUGUUCUGAUUGAGAAGAUCCAUUCGAUGUUGGAGCAGCAUCCCGAGCCUAGCACGCUCGUAAACAUUCUGGGAGACCACAAACGUACCCCCCUUCACCUCGCAGCCAUGCGCGGCUAUGUCGAACUUGCCCGCAUUCUACUCGCUUUCGGCGGGGAUAUCCACGCUAAAGACACCGAACCCGCAUCCGUACUCGAUCACGCUCUCACAAACAAACAAGACGACUUCGUUAACCUCCUGCUCGAUAUAGGGGUGGACGAGACGGCGAUACUAGAACGGAACAGGGACCAGUUGAAGAAGACUAAAGCUAUCAUUGCUUUCAGGAAGAAGCUAAAGCAAAGCCCUCCACAGGAGAGGACUAGGAAAUCCAGUUGGAGCUUUGGAAGAAGGAGCUCGAAGUGA
Messenger RNA from Alternaria atra, 1161 nucleotides. RefSeq lists its product as uncharacterized. The record is from RefSeq and is a predicted model, not a curated record. Gene Ontology annotation, molecular function: protein binding. The transcript has 3 exons. The coding region runs from base 1 to 1161 and encodes 386 amino acids. Lineage: Eukaryota; Fungi; Ascomycota; Dothideomycetes; Pleosporales; Pleosporaceae.